Messenger RNA from Exophiala dermatitidis NIH/UT8656, 1584 nucleotides. RefSeq lists its product as uncharacterized. The transcript has a single exon. Lineage: Eukaryota; Fungi; Ascomycota; Eurotiomycetes; Chaetothyriales; Herpotrichiellaceae. The coding region runs from base 1 to 1584 and encodes 527 amino acids. The record is from RefSeq and is a predicted model, not a curated record. Gene Ontology annotation, biological process: mRNA splicing, via spliceosome. Gene Ontology annotation, cellular component: nucleus; spliceosomal complex. Gene Ontology annotation, molecular function: zinc ion binding; RNA binding.
AUGAUUUUAGAAGAGCAGAGAUUCCUCCACGAGGACCUGGAGCGGCUAGAACAGGCCAUCACCGAGCGCGUGGCAGAAGACCCGAAAAACAUCAAAGAGCGAUUAAUCCGGGACCACCAGAUCAACGGGUUUCUCACACGGAUACAGGAGCAGUCGAAGCGACUGCUGGACAUCUACAAAGACAUCGAAGGGCUGCGGGCGCAAGAAAUCCAGAGUCUGUCGACUGGAGACCCGUUCGAAGAAUUCUACAAACAACUCGACGAAGUCAAGGAUUUCCACCGACGAUAUCCCAAUGAGCCGGUCGAAAACCUCGAGCGGGCGUACAAACGGCGGCGGCCCGAAGAAGGCGAGCCAGUGCGCACGGAAGUGGACAACAUGUUCACAGGCGAAGAGUCGAACGGACGGUUUUUGGACUUGACGACCCUGCACGAAGACUACCUCAAUCUCCCCGGCGUGAAGCGCCUCACUUACUUACAGUACCUGGACAACUUCGACGCCUUUGAACCUCCACGUCUACCCAUCAAGCGCCGCGACAAGCUGACCGAUACGUACCUGAAAUACGUGACGGAUCUAGAUGAAUACCUCGAAGGCUUCCUACGGAGGACGCGACCGCUGGACGACCUCGACAAGACAUUUCUGCGACUGGAUCGCGAGUUCGAGACGGCGUGGCAGGCGGGGACGGUGCCCGGAUGGGGCAAGGAGAACAAGGACGAAGAACAAACAGCAACCAACGGCAACAAGAACGAGCCACAGACCCAAGGGUCCGGAUCGGGGAUCUGGUGUCCGGAAUGUGAAAAGGAGUUCAGCAACCAGAACGUCUACAAGGCACAUCUGACGGGGAAGAAGCAUCUCCGCAACGCCGAGGCCAAGAAGGCAUUGGUGACCAUGACCGGAUCGUCCGAAGAGACAUCAUCCAAAUCAUCGUCGGGCGGCGCGGCGUGCCUAAAAGAACGAGUGAUUGCCUCGCACGAGUUCCGGAUCCGGGCGCUAGCCGACCUGCUGUCCAACGAGCGCAGCAACACGCGGGUUAACGUGGAGCGCAAGCAAGGCAUGACGGAGCGGGAGCGCCAGGCCGAACUGGACGCCAUCUUUGCCGAAGACAAUGCGGCCGUGGCAGCCUCGGAAAGACGUGCGGGUGGACAUGGCGGUGCAGGUGAUGACUCGGGCUCCGAAUCCGACGGCGACGAGAAGAUCUACAAUCCGUUGAAACUGCCGCUCGCCUGGGACGGCAAGCCCAUCCCGUACUGGCUGUACAAGCUGCACGGCCUGGGCGUCGAGUUCCCCUGCGAAAUCUGCGGCAAUUUCGUGUACAUGGGCCGCCGCGCCUUUGACAAACACUUCACCGAAGCCCGCCACAUCUACGGCCUCAAGUGUCUGGGUAUUACGGGUUCCGGUGCCGGCGGGCUGAGUCUGUUCCGCGAAAUCACGGGGAUUCAGGACGCUUUGAGUCUGUGGGAGAAGAUCAAGCGCGAGAAACGAGAGAAGGAGAGUAAAGAGGACAGUAUCGUCCAGAUGGAGGACGGCGAGGGCAACGUCAUGCCCGAGAGGAUAUACUUGGAUUUGCAGAAGCAGGGCAUUUUGUAG